AAAACCCUACUUCUUUUCUUCAACUAUAAACCCUUUGAGAAAAACCCUUGGAAGCCUCAGCUCAGACAAGCGAAAGAAAAAAAUGCGACCACCGAGGGGCGGCGGAGGUUUUAGGGGCGGAAGGGACGGUGGUCGAGGGAGAGGAGGUGGCCGAGGAGGCUUUGGUCGUGGUGGAGGACGUGGUGGCGGUGGGUUCCGUGAUGAAGGACCUCCUGCUGAAGUUGUGGAGGUCUCUAUCUUUGUUCAUGCAUGUGAAGGUGAUGCAGUGACAAAGCUUACCAAUGAGAAAAUACCUUACUUUAAUGCUAAUAUUUAUCUGCAGAACAAGACCCAAAUAGGGAAAGUUGAUGAAAUCUUUGGUCCCAUCAAUGAAUCCUAUUUUUCAAUCAAAAUGUUAGAAGGUAUUGUGGCAACUUCGUAUGCUCCAGGUGAUAAGUUUUAUAUCGAUCCGAGCAAGCUUUUGCCUCUUGCAAGAUUUCUUCCACAACCAAAGGGACAGGCACAAGGUGGUGGAAGAGGUGGUCGUGGAGGAGGCAGAGGUGGUGGUAGAGGAGGCGGUCGUGGAGGUGGUGGAUUUCGUGGAAGGGGUGCUCCAAGAGGUGGCAGAGGUGGUCCUAGGGGUGGUGGUCGUGGCGGUGGAUUUAGAGGUAGAGGUAGGUUUUAGAGCAAUAACAUUUUGUAACAUUAUCAAUGCCCUUAUCCGCUAUCCUUUUCGGAUGUCAAAGGGAUACAACUUUGAGAAUUUGAUGCCAAGCUUUAUUUGUGACUGUUGUGUUCAUUGGAGAUGUAUUUAUUUCGAAUUUUUUUGGUUUACACAA
This is a messenger RNA of Gossypium arboreum, 818 nucleotides long. Its product is annotated as putative H/ACA ribonucleoprotein complex subunit 1-like protein 1. Gene Ontology annotation, cellular component: box H/ACA snoRNP complex. Bases 83 to 664 code for a protein of 193 amino acids. The record is from RefSeq and is a predicted model, not a curated record. Gene Ontology annotation, biological process: snoRNA guided rRNA pseudouridine synthesis; ribosome biogenesis. The transcript has 4 exons. Gene Ontology annotation, molecular function: box H/ACA snoRNA binding. NCBI's taxonomy places the organism in Eukaryota, Viridiplantae, Streptophyta, Magnoliopsida, Malvales, Malvaceae.